AUGUUACAUGAGUUCAAUCUCAGCCGUAUGGGCGUUAUAGGCGCUCGUAAGAUCACUAACAGCUGGGCACGUAACAUUGUUACUGUUGACAUGGUGCAACGUCGGUUCCGAGAGUUUGCUUCCAAAGAUACUGCCACUGUUAAGAAUGUGGAACAUCAUGGCCCAGUUUGGUGGCAGCGCUUUUGGCACAACGCUUGUCGAAUUAUUCCAUCUAAAGAUAAAAUAGUAAACUCGGAAUUUUGGGCUUUGCACCACUGUUUUCCGUUCUUAAAGAAAAGGCGAAAAAAGUCAGAAUUUACACUUAUUCAAGCAGUGACCACUUGA
Enterobius vermicularis (human pinworm) is the source of this 324-nucleotide messenger RNA. Lineage: Eukaryota; Metazoa; Nematoda; Chromadorea; Rhabditida; Oxyuridae. The record is from the annotation of a GenBank genome assembly.